AACAAAAAAUCAGCAAACUUAACUUAGUAAAAUAUCAAAGUAAAAAGGACAUAAUCUAUUGGUUCAGGCACAAUUACAAAUAUACUUAUUUCAUGCUGAUGGUUAAGAUGAUGGUUAAGACGAAAUUCUGAGGAAAUGAAAUUCACUUAUUCAAGGAUAAAAUGUGUCACAAUUUUUUAUUUCUACUAUUGCACUGCACAGAAUAUAGCAGACGGCAAGUGUCACAUCAAAGAGUUGAACAGGUCAGGAUGUCCAUAUGGUAGCAAUUUAUCACAAGCUGAAUGUGAGGCAUAUAACUGUUGCCAUAACAACACCUCAUCUCCAAGAUGCUACAAAAAAGACCCAAUAUGUCAAAAGCUGGGUUGUGAAAUAGACAAUGAAACGGGACAUCUACAAUGUCCAGAUCCAUUCAAGAUUGAGAUAGCACGAGUGAAAAAUAUCGCUGAAGGAACAUGCAAUGGCGUGGAGAAAUGUGAAACAAUUAUCCGUAAACCAAAUAAUACUAGAAAACAAUGCAAUAAUCGAACAAUUUGUAGAUUCACUGGAAUGAUUGACGAAGGUAAAAAAUAUGAGAAGUGUUCGACGUUCAUUAAUGGAAGCCCCACGGAGCACAAUACUACUACACAAGAGAUCUGCUAUAGGUGUUACCCUUUCCCAACCACCAGCCAACUUACAACAACUAUGAAAUACACACAUCAUACAAGGACCUAUGAUAAUGAUGUGACAACACAAGAUGAUGAAAAAUCCAGAAAAACAACCAAUAAAAUGGAUUUCCAAACACUGGCGUUGAUAACAACUGUAACAACAGUGGUGCUUUUGAUAUUAGUUAUUCUAGUAGUAGUUUAUAUAAUUGUACGAAGACUCAGAAAGAGACGUAGAAGUAGAGCAUCCAGUGCAGUGAUGGAUUCUUUAAACCCUUCAACGUGGGACUUUUCUGCAGACUCUGGUCAUUCAACUGGUGCUUCAACAUAUGUUCAUCCUUACAAUGAAAUCGAUGAAUCACAGAUGCUACCAAUAACUGAUAGCACUUAUCCAUAUCAAUAUGUUGAGAGAAUACCACUCAGAGAUUUGGAUCCCGAAGCCACUGAAAAUUAAUUUUGACAUGAAUCCAUAUACAAUAAUACCUGUAUAUCCAAAAAACCUGUCUCAUCCUACCACAUCUUAUCAGUAUAGUGAACACUUUUUCUCUAUCCUGUCAACUCCCAAUCAAUGUGUACGUAUAUUAAGGAAGCUCGUAAUGAGAACACCUGCUAAUCUGAACACUUUUGGCCAGUCCGAGUGGUGUUUGGAUUAGGAAGGGUAUACUAUUAUCUAA
This is a messenger RNA of Owenia fusiformis, 1315 nucleotides long. Lineage: Eukaryota; Metazoa; Annelida; Polychaeta; Sabellida; Oweniidae. The record is from the annotation of a GenBank genome assembly.